AUGGAAAAUUUAUUACGAAGAAAACUUACUAGUGUCUUUCCAACAAUGGAUUCUCAAGAAGUUACUAAAGUCAUCAAUGGUUUAUUGUUGCUAGUCCUUGAGACGGAAGGAGAUUUAAAAUAUUUAAAAGAGCAAGACCUAAUAGCUUUGCUUCCUCCAAUUAAGUCUAGACGUUUUUUGUCUGUUUGUCAACCAGUUGAACUAUUACUAACAAAUGCUCCAUCUUUUUUAAGUUUGAUCUCUCCAGAACCCUCCAAUUCAAGUAUUAUUACAUCUUCAGAUUGGGCCCAAUCGUUUAUUGUAAACUGGGAAAAGUUUCCGUUAGAUUUUUUGAAAGAUUUAAACAAUAAGCAAAAGCCUACUGAGUCAAAUAUCCGACAAAUGGUUGGAUUAUUAAUGAGUGAUGUGUUUUUGUUUGAUCGUAAGCCAAGUCGACAAAAUUUGCGUAUUAUAACUCAAAAGGUUGUUUCAAGAUUUCCUGAUUCAUUUGUAGAUGAAAUAAAUGGAAAAGUAAUAUCCAAUGGAGUUGAAACAUUAAUGUUUAGGAUGGAAUCCAGAAAAGAAAAUGCAAAUCGGAAUGUUUCUUUUUUAUCAAGUACACCUGUUAUAUUAACAAAAAGAAUGAAUUUAAAUGUUCAUAGUAUUGAAAAUUGGGACCCAAAUUUAUCUAGUCAAUCUGUAGAGUUAAUAAAUAUCAAGGAACAGCUUCAACAAAUCUAUAGAAUUCUGCCUUGGAAUACAAAUGAUGUUAAAAAAUUUAUGGCGGAUACUUAUUCACCACAGCGUCAAACAAUAAAUGCGGUCAUUCCUUUUGCAAAAGCAUUGAUUGAAUGGCCGUUUCUAUCUCAAAUAGAAUACCUUCAGGACCAUUUUUCCACUCUGAUGAAUUUUUCAUUAAUGGAAAAGUUAAAUAGUACAACCAGCACCAAAUCAAGUCUUAUUUACAAUUUUUUUUCAAUUAAAUGUAGUGAAGAUUUAGUUAAGCAAGUUCUGCUUGAAGCAACAGUCAUAUGCAUUGAAAAUGGGGGAAAUGCACGAGCUGUUUGUUUGGCAUGGCUACCUCUGCUUAUAGCUUAUUUUGGCGAUAAAACUGAUCAUUUGAUACAAUCAGUAUAUGUAUCUAUUUCUUUAUAA
Hydra vulgaris (swiftwater hydra) is the source of this 1134-nucleotide messenger RNA. RefSeq lists its product as uncharacterized. NCBI's taxonomy places the organism in Eukaryota, Metazoa, Cnidaria, Hydrozoa, Anthoathecata, Hydridae. The record is from RefSeq and is a predicted model, not a curated record.